Musa acuminata subsp. malaccensis (wild Malaysian banana) is the source of this 2472-nucleotide messenger RNA. Its product is annotated as ankyrin repeat-containing protein At5g02620. Gene Ontology annotation, cellular component: plasma membrane. Gene Ontology annotation, molecular function: protein binding. NCBI's taxonomy places the organism in Eukaryota, Viridiplantae, Streptophyta, Magnoliopsida, Zingiberales, Musaceae. The record is from RefSeq and is a predicted model, not a curated record.
CCACCGCGAGUCUUCCUCGCACCUCCUGCUUUAGCUUUCUGGCUGCUUAGAGGAGGACAGCGUGCUUUUUCUGCUAGAAAUCCGGAAAAAGAUUGGAUUUUUGGCUCCGAUUGGGUUGGUUCUACGAAUUGCAUACAUAAAGGUCUCUCCUUGCCCGAAGAUGCUCAGCUUAGCUUGUUGAGUGUGUCGGGUUUUUUUUGUGGUGGUGGGUGGCUGCUCUCCUGAGAUUGGAACUCGCUAGAUAAGCGGUGAAGAGGUGCCGUGCCUUCUUCUGGGGCUUCUCUUCGAAGUCCUGCGUUCGGAAGAAAGGAUGCGUUUUUUUAUCUGGUUUGAUCCAAAACAAGAGUUUUUCCCCUUUCUGUGAUCGAAUGAGGGGUUCCCGGAAUCUGUUGCUGUAAAAGACGCCGAUUUCAGGUCCUGAUUCGGGAAGGUCGAGGAAAAUUUUCUGAUAUCUUUGUAUGAGCCGAGUGAUCUGAAGAACGAGGAGGGAGGGUCACUUCUUUUUUCUGGAGAGCGGAAUUUAUAGCUUGAGCAGGAGAAAUGGAGAAACAGCAAGGCUCUCGAAUGGGAGCCGCCUUGGAGAAGCUGCAUAGCUUUCGGCUGGGGGUGAUGGAGAAGCAGAAGAGCUUUCGGAUGGAUAAGCAAAGGAGCUUUCGACUGGGAGGCGGACAGCAAAGCUUCAAGGAAAGGAAGAACAAAGAGAGCCCUGGCAAGCGAGGGGAUACAGAGCUCCAUCUCGCCGCCAGGGCUGGCAACGCGGCGCACAUACGCAAGAUAGUCUCAGAGUGCAGCAGCGAGAGCGAGCUGAAGGAUUUGGUCUGCAAGCAGAACCAGGAUGGGGAGACAGCCUUGUACGUUGCUGCAGAAAUGGGUCAUGUGGCGGCUGUUCCAGAGAUACUGAAAGUUUCCGACGUUCAAUCGGCAGCCAUCAAGGCCCAUAACAGCUACGAUGCAUUCCAUAUUGCCGCUAAGCAGGGCCACCUCGAAGUGCUGAAGGACCUCUUGCAUUCUUUCCCUGCAUUGGCUAUGACUACAAACUCAUUAAAUUCUACAGCCUUGGAUACUGCUGCAACUCAAGGUCACAUCGAAAUAGUCAAUCUACUGCUAGAAACGGAUGCAAGCCUUGCUAAAAUUGCAAGGAAUAAUGGUAAAACUGUUCUACAUUCGGCAGCAAGAAUGGGCCAUGUCGAAGUGGUGAAAUCCCUAUUAGAUCAGGAUCCCAGCAUUGGUUUAAGGACCGAUAAGAAGGGGCAAACAGCAUUUCACAUGGCUGUGAAGGGCCAAAAUGUGGAGAUGGUGCUGGAAUUGCUGAAACCUGAUGUAUCAAUCAUCAAUCUGGAAGAUAGUAAGGGGAACAGACCAUUGCAUAUUGCUACUAGGAAGGGCAAUCCAAAGAUUUUGCAGGCUUUGUUAUCGGUGGGAGGAAUCGAUAUCAAUGCAGUGAAUAAAGCAGGAGAAACUGCCCUCAGCAUUGCGGAAAAAUUUGCAAAUGAAGAGAUCGCUUCCAUUCUAAGAGAAUUUGGUGCAGUUGUCGCGAAAGAACCUGCAAAUUCAAUGACUGCUGCCAAGCAACUGAAGAAAACAGUCAGUGACAUAAAACAUGAUGUUCAAUCCCAACUCAAACAAACCCGACAAACAGAAAUGAAGGUCCAGAAGAUCAAGAAGCGACUUCAGAAGCUCCACAUCGGAGGUCUCAACAAUGCCAUCAAUUCCAACACCGUGGUGGCCGUGCUCAUAGCCACCGUCGCCUUUGCAGCCAUAUUCCAAUUGCCCGGGCAGUACGUUGACCUCCCUCAGGAUGGAUAUAGCCCCGGACAAGCCUACAUCGCAAGGAACGCAGCAUUCAUCAUCUUUUUGGUCUUCGACUCUCUGGCUUUGUUCAUCUCGCUGGCGGUGGUGGUCGUCCAGACUUCCUUGAUCGUGGUCGAGCAGAAAGCCAAGAGGAGGAUGGUUUUUGUGAUGAACAAGCUGAUGUGGCUGGCUUGCCUCUUCAUCUCCGUGUCCUUCAUCUCCCUAACAUAUGUUGUUGUGGGCCGGCACGAGUGGUGGCUUGCAUGGGCAACGAUGGCCAUCGGGACCACCAUCAUGCUGACCACUUUAGGAUCGAUGUGCUACUGUGUGAUUGUUCACCGGAUUGAAGCCAAUAACUUGAGGAACAUCAGGAGGAACUCCGGGAGCAGGUCACGGUCAUGGUCUUUGUCGGUGGUCUCCGACUCCGAGUUACUGAACAGCGAGUACAAGAAGAUGUAUGCUCUUUAGGAGCCAUAUGCUGUGCAAAACUUACAGUUGCUGCACUUGAAAGGGCUACAUCUCAACAGUGAAGCGGCUCAUCUCUAAGCUCAAGACACGAACCAUGGUUGGUGAAUUGAUCUUAUGCAUGCUCGACUUGUGUUAUUUUUGGCCAUGUUGCUUUAGAGAUGAAGAUACACCAUUGUUAUACUUGAUUCUUAUGCAUGAACUACGUCUCCCCUA